AGGGCGAGCGGAGAGCCGGCGGGGAGAUGGACGGCGCGGGUGGGGAGGAGCUGGACAUGGAAGUAAUGAAGCCUUUAAUUGAUGAACAAAAUUCAGAUGGCAUCUCAGAUGAAGAGCAUGAAAAUAAUUUCCUGCCAGUUGAGAAGCAUUACCAGCUUGAUAACGAAGAAGGCAUUACGUUUAUACAAACACUUAUGCACCUCCUCAAGGGAAACAUUGGAACUGGGCUUCUUGGUCUUCCACUUGCAAUAAAAAAUGCUGGCAUUGUGAUUGGACCAAUCAGCCUUGUGUUCAUAGGAAUUAUAUCUGUUCAUUGUAUGCACAUCUUGGUACGCUGCAGCCACUACCUAUGUCAGAGGAUGAAAAAAUCCUCACUGGGAUAUAGCGAUACAGUAAGUUGUGCCAUGGAAGUGGGGCCCCUGACUGCUCUUCAGAAACGAGCUUCAUGGGGACGGUAUAUUGUCGACUUUUUUCUAGUGAUAACACAGCUGGGAUUUUGUAGCGUUUAUGUUGUGUUCUUGGCAGAAAAUGUGAAACAAGUCCAUGAAGGAUUCUUGGAAAACAAAACUGCUCCCAUAAAUGUUAGUGCCACCAGCAGUUCUUCUGAGAAAAGGAGUACUGAUUUACGAAUAUACAUGCUGUGUUUCCUGCCAUUCAUGAUCCUCCUGGUCUUUAUUCGUGACCUUAAGAGCCUGUCCUUGCUUUCAUUGCUUGCCAAUCUGUCCAUGGCUGUCAGCCUGGUGAUCAUUUACCAGUAUAUUGUUAGAGAUAUAGUAGAUCCUCAAAAACUGCCUCCUGUGGUUGGCUGGAAGAAGUACCCGCUGUUUUUUGGGACUGCAAUAUUUGCUUUUGAAGGAAUUGGUGUGGUACUCCCAUUGGAAAACAGAAUGAAGGACACCACGCGUUUCCCGCAGGCGCUGAAUAUUGGCAUGGGAAUAGUCAUGACCUUGUAUAUCUCAUUAGCCACGCUGGGGUAUCUGCGCUUUGGGGAUGAAAUCAAAGGCAGCAUAACUUUAAACCUGCCACAAGAUAAAUGGUUGUAUCAGUCUGUAAAAAUUCUGUACUCCUUUGGGAUUUUUGUGACCUACUCGAUUCAGUACUAUGUCCCUGCGGAGAUUCUCAUUCCAGCUGUCACCUCCAAAGUGGAGCAGAAGUGGAAGUUACUCACUGAGCUUGUGGUGAGAGCAUUAUUAGUCUGCUCAACCUGUGCUGUAGCGGUGUUGAUCCCUCGCCUAGACCUGGUAAUUUCUUUCGUCGGAGCCGUCAGCAGCAGCACUCUGGCACUGAUUCUGCCACCUCUGGUUGAAAUCCUCACUUUCUACAAGGAAAACUUAAGCUUAUGGACCAUAUUUAAAGACAUUUUUAUAGCUGUCAUUGGAGUUGUUGGAUUUUUAACAGGGACAUACGUGACAGUUGAAGAAAUCAUUUAUCCUGCAUCUACAGUUCUAGCUAACGCAACAGAGAGCAUCUCUGCAGAUUUAAAUGCUACUGACUUGGUGGUUGGUUUAUAACCAGGCACUGUGAACUAUUUUGUUCCUUAACAAGAAGUCCUAGACGGAUGGCAGACCUACAUGUGGGGCAAAUUCGCAUCGAUUUUAAAUGAAUUUUUGAAAAAUAGCAUGCAGCUCUUUCUCAUUCUGUUGUUUGUUCUUUCCUUCAUUCCUUCCCAUCUGCUACCUGAAUUACCUGAAUUGCUCUCAACCUCUGCUCAUCCAGUGAAAAACUGAAUUGAUGUCACAAUUUAAAAUAUAUAUAUGAAUCUAGGAAGGAAAUAUGACUUUAGGUUAUUUGCGAGAAGAAAAAAUGAUUUUUUUAAUAAGGAAGGCACAAUGCCUUCCUCCUCAGAAAAGGUGGAGGUCAGUCCCUUCAUCAUAUCCAGGCAGCAAGUCUAGGCACUACUGUUUUCACUCCAGCUCUGUUGUAAGGGUUGGAGUGGGAGCUCAGUGAUGCAUAGACCUUCUCUUGGCUGUUUCUGACAGGGUGAAUUGCCCCCCAGUGAACCAGAGACACUAUAGUUUUAGAAGAGAGCAGCUGUGUUUUUCACUUCCAUUUCCUUUCCAUUCUGGGGACUCGAAUGUUUGCUGUGGAGAAGCUGUUGGGUAGUUGCAGUUGCCUGGCUCUGGUUCCUGGGAGUCGGUGUGUCUGGAAUCAGAGUGCACGGUGCAGAAUGACUGUGACUCUUGUUCAGCCUUUUCACGUCGGCUCCAACGGGAGUUUUUCAAGCAGUCAGAAGGACCAAGCCCUCCCCGGUUAGUAUAGCAGACCACUGCUGGUGGUGGGUUACAUGAUAGAAAGCAUAAAAGCAUUUUGUCGUGCUGACCAUCUUAAAAUUUAAGCUGAAGAAUGGAGAAGACUGUAAGGUAAGGUUUAGAGGGAAAGGCUGGAUAUUUUAUUAGACCAAAAGGCAGCUAGUUAGGAAUGUUACUGCCGUCUUACACGAUCUGUUACUGUAUGUUCCUGUACCAUGAGCUGUUCAGCAUGGCCAGACCCCUGCUCCAGGGACAUGACAACUGUGAUGCUCAGUAGAGCCACGGAGGUCUGACUGUCCAGAGCAACUUAAAGAUUCAUGAUGUUAAUUUCUGUAUGAGAAAAGAAAAGGUGAGACACUACUUUCUAGACUGGAGCUUGUGCCAUACUUUCACACGUAUAAGCUGUGGGUUAUCUGUGAAAGAAUUUGUGAUUCCAUAGCACUGUGAGCUGGAGGGGCACUGGGGAUGUCUGUUUGAAGCCUUUUCUUCCUCAAGUGCACCACCUGCCUGCAGCUUGUCUGAAGAUGUGGGUUGUCUCAGGACUUGCUUUCAACUACUGAUACUUUGUAGAGAGCUACAGCUUACAUGAGACCUAGGGUAUACGUCUGAAAAUAUGAUUUUUUUUAGAAAGUAAUUAUAUAUCCCUUUCAGAUUUUGAAUGAAAAGUUACAGGCUGUGGUUUAUCAGAGCAAUAUUACUUUCUUUAAUGAUGCAAAAACAUUCAAUACCACAAAUGAUAAGUUUAUUUUUGUACAUUUUGGUAACAGCUGUCCUGACCCAUUUUUUACACCAUUUCUUUAUCCUUAAUUUCAACUAUACAAAUGUAUAAAAUACUGUAUUUUUUUUACCUGUUACUAGAAGUCUGUAGACUGCUUAUCUAUAUUUCUAUUGUAACAUAUAAUAAUUAUUUUUGCAUUCUUAUGUUCUGCCUUAAAUAGUAUCUAACAUGCCCUUUACUGAUUUUUUGCUUCUUUUGUCCAUUUUGGAAGAAAAAAAGAACAAGAUGAUAAGUUGGUAAUUGGGUAGAAAUGAGUUUUGUUCAGCAAGCCUGCAUGCUGAGUCCCCAGCUGGAACCCUGAUUUUCAGGGUUCAUAUUUGACCUUCUGGCUCACACUUCAUAGAUGACUUUCACUCCAAAUAGUAAAGCUAUAUUUUUGGUCUUGUUUUCUAAAAACACUCUAUAUUUUGUACAACAACUGUAUUUAUCAUACUCAUUCCUGUUAUGAAGAAACUCCUUUUUCUACAGGAUAUUUUUAAUUAUAACAUUCCCCCAAGAAAUAUGGUAUGCCAAAACCUCUCUACUGUAUUCAUACAUAUUAAGAUAGAAAUAUAUGUAAUAUUUUGCUUGCCUUCAGUAUAUUCCUCAGAAAUCUACCAUUUGGUAAUCUACCAUUUGGCACUACAGUCCUAAAAUAAUAUAGUGUUAGAUAUAUCUAUAUUUAUAUUUUCUCAGAAUAUUUCUCCAGUCAUCUACCAUGUGGUGACUGUAUUUGGGCACCUUCAUCUCCAUGUUGGUGAGGGCAUUUCUGAUAGGGAUUUGUUAUAGCACGUAGUUUGAACUGCACAUAUUUGUUCAAGCAAUAGUUCUGAGCAAUGCUGCUCUUUUCAUUUUAGCGUGGACAAAGUUCAAUACUUGGCAGGCACUUUAAAGGGAUGAGUCUCGGCAGGUAUGAUACUAUAGAAUUAACCUUUGGUAUGAAAAUGCCGCAGAGAAGCAAACACAGGUAGUUAGCGGAGAGGCAAAAGGUAACUUCAGCUUUACGUCCUAAAGGUUGUUUAGUCUUUAAGCUGUUUGAAAAGACAUUGAAUCUGUUUCCUUCUGUUUCAUAAUGAAUCUGUUGUUUACGUAAACCAUACACUACCCACUGAUAGAAUGUAUUUCUGUGCAGCAUAUUUUACUUUACAGUAAAUACUUCUACAUGGAACAUUUUUAGUAAGACUGAUAGGAUUUAAAUGCAAGUGCUUUUUCCUCUUAGUUUUGCAUCUUUGUACCAAUGUGUGUUUGGAGAAUAAAGGACUGUCAGGUACAUUCAUAUCAUCUGCUCUGCAUCGAUUGUGUCCCAGUGAGCAACUCUGAGAAGGUGCUUCUGCCAGGGUGCAGAGGGACUUGACCAGUUCAGAGUUUGGUGGUGAUUUUUGGCCGAUGCAAGUAAAUACUGACCUGGUACUGUCCGUGAAGAUUUGCUGAGCUGGGUACCUAGAACCUAAAUAGGUGGCCUUGGUACCCAGGUGAACACAGCAUAUCUUUUUGAAAGUUAGGAGACCUGUUUAGAAGCUUGACAGGUUUGAGGAAUCUCACUGUAGCCAUCAAACUUUGGAUAACCUGGCCCAAAUAGAAACCCUUCCACACCUUACUGCCGUGCCUGAGCGGGAGCGGCCCAUCAAGGAGCACGUUUUCAGGCUGAGGUAUUGCCCCGGACUGACCAGGGAAGAAGAAGUCUGUUUAUUCAGUGAGCCAGUGUUGCCGUGUCUAGCAAUGUUGUAUCUUUUGAAUCUUUAAAAUGUUUAUUAAUAUAUUUUGCACGAUGUCAAUUUUCUCCUACAGUGUAGGAUUUUUGUUAUUUUAACACUCAUACUGUGUGUUUGUGUGGCCUGCUCUUUCAAAUAGAAAGAGGCAGGAAUGAGGGUAUCUUGCUUUGCAUAAGACUAAAAUGUCAUGUAGUAAAAAACCUACUAACUCUGAAUAAGAAGAGUGUUCCUGUGAAACAUUGCCAAAGAUUUAAAAGAUAGGAAAGUCUGAUGGAAACCUCUUCUGAAUAAUAAGAGUGUUCAUUCAGCUCUUAAAGUACUGUAAUAUAAAUUGCAAGUUAAGAUGCAGGGAGGGACACUGAGAUUUAAUAGGUAUGGUUUACAUUAAUAUAUAUUUAAGAUGGAAAUGUACUUUAGCACAAGCUAAAUUAAACUGAAAAAUGUAUGUGAUUGGCUUAUGUUCCUGACAAGGAACAGAAAGCUAUUGUAUUUAUAUACUGUACACGCACUUAUAUUUUACGAUAUAAUAUUGUUAACGGUUUUAAUGUAAUUUAAUCAUUAGCUGUACUAUAAGUAACUGGAUCAUUUUCUGGUCUGUAACUGUUCAUCCUCAAAUAUUGGGCAAGUAAGAGGGAGGCUUUGCCUAAUGUUCUGCAACUUAAAUCUUCUGUAUCA
Grus americana (Whooping crane) is the source of this 5393-nucleotide messenger RNA. RefSeq names its product solute carrier family 36 member 4 (gene SLC36A4). Gene Ontology annotation, cellular component: vacuolar membrane. Gene Ontology annotation, molecular function: L-alanine transmembrane transporter activity; L-proline transmembrane transporter activity. The record is from RefSeq and is a predicted model, not a curated record. The transcript has 11 exons. Gene Ontology annotation, biological process: amino acid transmembrane transport; L-alanine transport. Lineage: Eukaryota; Metazoa; Chordata; Aves; Gruiformes; Gruidae. The coding region runs from base 27 to 1511 and encodes 494 amino acids.